AUGCCGCUCUCCCCAGAAGACCUGGGCAGUCUGAUGACAGCUCGGAAGGCCUUUCUCGAGGAUGAUAGCUACGGCAUUCCUGAUUUCUUACGUGCCAUUGAGACACAUACUGCCGAAAAGAGCCCGGAACGGGCGGCUUGGUCAAGUCACGUUGAUGCCGUGAACGAAGCGCUGGCAGAGGGCACAGAAGCACCACAAGCACCCGGUGUGAUAGACACAACAAAACCCCAGAAGAAAGCUUCAAAGAAGACGACGCAAACCCUGACAACCGCGUUGGGAGGUACCGACACGGCCAAAAGACACGCCCAGAUCCGGGCUCAGCGGAUCUUGGAUCUCGAAGGUGCUGCUCCGGAAGGGGAGACCGGUCCAUCUCGAACAAAGAAUGCGGAGAAGAAACGUGCAGGAGCACCCCGGGAUACACUGGUGGAUGACUUGGUCAUCGAGGAAGUAGAGAUACUGGACAACGGCAAGAAGAAGACCUGGACGUACUGUAUUGCAUGUGACGAUGAUCCUACUCCGUUCCGUAAUCCGGGUCGAAGCCGGAAGCAUGCACUUGACUGCAAGAUGCUUUCCAAGUUGUUCCCAAAGCUGUACCAGAGAGUGUGUGAAGAUAAUGCCAGCCGUGCAAAGGGAAAUCUGCCUUCUGUGCGCACUAAGAAGAAACAAGCUGCCGCAUCACCGGUUACAGCUGCCACCCCCAUGGAGCUUGAUUUGGAUUCGGAGAUAUCUGCCGAUGAAGACGAGCCGUCAAACGACAACGCAACGCCAGAGUCUUCUGGGUCCGCUGAGUCAAAGAAGGGUACUAUCAUGGAGUACUUCGAGCCUGUGAAGAUGACACCGGCCCGUCAAGCGGCGAUCGAUCUUGCACUAUUCCAGCUCGUCAUCUGUGCUGCGCUGCCAUUUUCCUUCGUGGAGAACCCUUGGCUGAUCAACCUUCUCUCGGUCCUCGUUCCCAACUACAUCACUCCGGAGCGCAGUGCGUUCUUCACCCGACAAAUCACCGAGCAGAUCUCCGCAUUCAACGUCACUUUGAAGGCCUUCCUGCUGAAUCGCUUCUACCUGACUCUUUCGCUCGAUGGCUGGAGCAGUCGGAGACAGGAUGAGAUAUACACGUUCCACACAACACUUCUGAGUCGACGGUCUAUCUUCACGCUCGGACAUGUCUUCAAUGGCGUGGCGGUUACGGCGGAAGCGUUGCUGGCUGUUGCUAAGGAGAAGAUCCUCAAGAUCUACGGUGCUGCUUCGUAUAGUGCUGUUGUCGGUGAUGGUGGAAGCAAUGUACGCGUGAUGCGAAGGCUGAUUGCGGCAGCCUUUCCGUGGAUAUUGAACAUCUACGACCCAAGUCACCUUCUUAACCUCUUCCUGAAGGAUAUUGGAAAGCUGUUCAAACCGGAACUUGCAAUCAUUGCAGGCAUCUCUAACUACUUUGCCCAUUCCAAUUCCGCGACCCAUGCCUUGGCAGUCAAACGCAACGAUCUAGGAAUCAAGACAGGCAUCAAGUCUGCAUCCGACACUCGAUUCGGGACAUCAUAUAUUCAGGCCUUUGCUCUGCGACUCUGCUUCCCAGCUAUUGUUGCAUGUCUGCAGUCUGGGACUAUUGCGUUUGAUACGAAAACGACACGGCGCUUCCUUCCUUACUUUGAUCCUGAUCAUCUUGAAUACCCGGGCUUCCAAUCCAAACUUUCCGCACUCAUUCAACUUCUCGAGGCCGGGGCAAACGGUAUCACAGCGCUCGAGGGGCAGAAUGUAACAUGCGCUGAUGUAUUCUACGUAUGGGUCACAAUUGCCUGGCAUCUCGAGCGCCUUGUUGGCAGUUUGUCGAAGGGUUUCACGAAGUAUCGGUCGCAGAUCAUCAACAUCUACAAUGCUCGUUUCGAGCAGAUGAUGACCGAGUCCUCUCAUAACCUCUUUUUACUUGCGUACUUCCUUCAUCCCCUCUACUUUGCACAAGGAGGAUUGAAACUAGUCCUGCCAAAUCUUCGUGAGGGCGAAAAGUACGACAAGGAUCAGUGGAGCGACAUGUUCCGGACCCUCCGUCUAUCAGCAAGAGCCGUCUUACACGGCGAGCAGAAACGUCUCAAUGCUGAAUGCAAGGCCGAUGCCAAACGCUUGACAGAGCAGCUUGUUCGAUGGGCUUGCGGACAUUCUCCGUUCCAUCGACGUGGGUUUGUGACACGCACGGACAAGGCACUGGACUACUGGACUGCAUUGAAGCAUGAUUCAAAUGCAGACGUUCUGGCGACUGUUGCUAUUGUCCUCUUCUCCAUUUCGCCUUCAGAGAUCUGUGAUGAGCGCACCGCAUCUCUUCUCGGGUGGACAAAUUCUGCUCGUCGCAGCUCCAUGACCCCCAAGAACCUUGUGUAUUCAGCCCAGCUCUCCCAAUGGUACAAGAACGGCUUCACCGAGGGCGAAUAUCAACACACCUCGACAGCGCAUGUCCGCGUAUCCAACGUCGAUCUAUCAACCGAGUCCGACGUCACUCUGUCGGCACCCACACUCAUGGAUUUACUGAACGACGUCAACAUUGAUCCAAGCACAGAGGAUCAAGAAGCUCUUGAGAAGAUGCUCUUUGAGCAAGAAGAUCCUUAUGACUUGGAGGAGUCGGAUCGUGUCGACAACAACGUCAUUUCGGAGUCCGCUCACACGAAUCCCACUCCCACGCCGUUCAUCACACGCUCCUCCAGUCGAUGGGCUGUCGCUGACUUCGUACGCCUUGACAGUCCGGCACUGGCUGGUCUCAUCCUUCCUAGCGCCGCACCUACUACCUCCAAAACAGUCGCAGCCCCAGCUGUGGUCACCAAAGAGAUCGUGAAUCAGCCUUGGGAUCCCACGGCAGAUAGCGACGACGAGUAA
Messenger RNA from Mycena citricolor, 2853 nucleotides. NCBI's taxonomy places the organism in Eukaryota, Fungi, Basidiomycota, Agaricomycetes, Agaricales, Mycenaceae. The record is from the annotation of a GenBank genome assembly.